CACCUUGAAAGAUGUGUCGAGAAGAAUUUCGUUUGCGAAACUUUAAAUUAUGGCACCCGAUCCUGCGAGAUUUUACACAUGCCCGGUGGCUGUCCUUGCCCUUUUUCCUUGCCUACCGUUUGGUUGUCUCUGGUUACAAUUUCGCCUGGCUUCUCUACAACAUUUACCUCUACCGGGCUAAGCUGUUCAUUUUCCUGACAAACUGGACUUACCUCAUCCUCAACCUGUUUUUCCUGCAAGCCACAUCACUCUCCCUUUGCGCUUUUUGUAACGAAUACCGAAAUAGCCGUGGAACUCACCCCAAUACUAACGACAAACCAGAGUCGAGCGUCGCGGUCGAGAUGGGAUCUGGUGACGACAAACCCGAAAGUAGUGAAACCGCGACUGAAGUAGCUCACGAUGAAGAUGCUCUGCGGUUUCAUCACAAAUUUUUUUGGCUUCUUUACAUCAUCAGUGCCAACGCAGGUUUAUUAGUGACCGUAGGGUACUGGACAGUGUUGUAUGAAGAAGACGAACCAGUCGACCUGAACAAUAUAACCAAGCACGCCCUCAAUUCCGCGUUCAUGGUGAUUGACACAUUCCUUAGCUCGAUCCCAGUACGCCUCUUCCAUUUUAUAUACGCCCUGGUUUAUAUCGUCGUAUACCUGGCCUUUACUGUGGUUUAUUGGCAGCUGGGCGGCACUAACACCCAAGGGCAGCCUUAUAUCUACAAACUACUUGAUUACAACAACUUCGAAGCGUCCACUGGCUGCCUGGUAGCUUUUUUUCUUCUCCUUGUUUUGCCAGUUUUACAGCUGAUGUUGUUUGGUCUCGUCAAGUUGAGAGAUUGCCUUCGAGGAACACAACAAAAUGACUAAAUCUCUCCUUACAUUUCUUCUCUUGAAAAGGAAUUUGA
This is a messenger RNA of Pocillopora damicornis (cauliflower coral), 895 nucleotides long. RefSeq lists its product as uncharacterized. Gene Ontology annotation, cellular component: membrane. The record is from RefSeq and is a predicted model, not a curated record. Lineage: Eukaryota; Metazoa; Cnidaria; Anthozoa; Scleractinia; Pocilloporidae.